Molecule: messenger RNA, 5732 nt
Organism: Siniperca chuatsi (mandarin fish)
Lineage: Eukaryota; Metazoa; Chordata; Actinopteri; Centrarchiformes; Sinipercidae
Gene: ccdc102a
Product: coiled-coil domain containing 102A
Exons: 10
Coding region: 527-2380 (617 amino acids)
Cellular component (GO): myosin complex
Source: RefSeq, a predicted model, not a curated record
CCAUGACUUUUAGGGGCCUCUGUAAAUUCCUAAUUGCAGCUGAAUCAAAUCGUAUUGAAUCAGCUUCAAAUUGGAGGGUUUUAUAUGAAUUACAAAUGUAUCUGUCAUUCUGUAUCGGACUGUGUAUCUAACCUUAGAUGCUUACUGAAUUAACGUUACUGUCUUAGAAAUGCAAUAAGACUUAAUCAACACCGGACAGCAAAAACCAACCACGUGUGUACAAAAGAGGCAGGAGCAACUUUGUGCGUCUCUGGCCUACAAACACUAACGUUUACUUUUCCAUCCCUCUAGGUUAACUAGUUAGCUGUUAACUAGUUUCGCAGCCUCGCACCAACAUGCACAUUAAAGGAUUUCAACAGGUUGAAGAUCGCUAGACAUUUCAUACCAAGCUAACGCUACGACAGUGGAGUGACACAAAAGACAGGCUGAUCACUGACUGAGGAGGAUGAUGCUCUCCUGAAUCUCCCACUUACGACCCCCCACCCCCUUCAUCCUCACCGUCCUCGUCCACGCCACCACCUCCAUCAUGAACCACACCCCCAGCCCCCACCUGUCUGAAGGCGGCAAGUCAGCCAGAGGCGGCCUGCUAUGCAGCCUGGGUCUGGGGUCCGACAGGGGGAUCUGCUCCCCGGACAGCCUCACCCACACCCCCAGCCCCACUGGAGGAACCCCCAGCUCCAGCCCCCCGCUGCUGUUGUCGCCCGGGCUGGGAGGCCUUGGGCUGGGAUCCCUGGGGGCCAUGGGGGAGGGAGCUGGGGCUGACUGGGAGAGCAGGGAGGAGCUGAGGCUCAGGGAGCUGGAGGAGGCUCGGGCCAGAGCGGCCCAGAUGGAGAAGACCAUGAGGUGGUGGUCGGACUGCACCGCCAACUGGAGAGAGAAGUGGAGCAAGGUUCGUGCGGAGCGUAACCGUGCACGUGACGAGGUUCGUCAGCUGAGGCAGCGGCUGGAUACCCUCACCAAGGAGCUGACCAGUGUUCGGCGGGAGCGGCAGGAACUGGCCUCAGAGAAUGAGACACUACGGCAGGAGACGCUGCGCCUCCGCGGCGACCACAUGGCUCCUCCUCCGUCUGCCACUUCUCCAUCUUCCUCCCCUGCACACCCUCGUGGUGCUUCCUCCUCCUCCACUCCAUCUAUCCCUCCCUCCUCCCCUGCCUCCUCAUCCUCCUCCUCUCAGGUCCACACUGACUGCAAGCUGGACAGGGUGGGGGAGGGACCACCAGGGUCUCCAGAGCCAGAACCAGUGAGGGAUGUGGACUUGGAACGACAAAACGUGGGUCAACAAAAGGACUUGGAGGUACUGGAGUCAGUCCUGCGUUCCAGGGCCCCGGAGGGCAACACUCAAGAGGCCUGGGAAAGUCGCGGUGGUAGCAGCGGUGUUAACCUGGCCAGUUCACGCUCAUCUUCCGGUCUGAGCCGGCAGGAACGCAGCAGGCAGCUGUGGGAGGACAUUAGCAUGGUGGAAGAAGACUCCAGUAAACUCAACGCCCUGCAGCUUCGCCUAGACGAGUCCCAGAAAGUACUGCUGAAAGAGAGAGAAGACAAGCUUGCACUGAGUAAGAGCAUUGAGAGGCUGGAAGCUGAACUCAGUCAAUGGAAACUUAAAUAUGAGGAGCUCAGCAAGAACAAACAGGAGGCCCUCAAACAGCUGAACCUGCUGAAGGAAAUGCACCAGGAUGAACUCGGCCGCAUAUCUGAAGACUUGGAGGACGAACUGGGAGCCCGAACCAGUAUGGACAAGAAACUAGCUGAACUACGAGCUGAGAUGGAGAGGCUGCAGGUGGAGAAUGCUGCAGAGUGGGGGCGCAGGGAGCGUUUGGAGACAGAGAAACUUGCCCUGGAGAGGGACAACAAGAAGCUGAGGGCUCAGGCUGAAGACCUGGAGGAGCAACUGGCUAAGAAACGCCGGCAGGCCGCCUCCGCACUUGACACCGACCUCAAGGCUAUCCAGAGCGAGCUGUUCGAGAGAAACAAGGAGCUGUCUGACCUUCGACACAUUCAUGCUAAGCUGAAGAAGCAGUUCCAGGAGAAGACAGCGGAGCUCGCCCACGCCAACCGGAGGGUCGAGAGCCACGAGGCCGAAGUCAAAAAGCUACGUCUGAGGGUGGAGGAGCUUAAGAAAGAGUUAGGACAGGCCGAGGAUGAGUUGGAUGAGUCCCAUAACCAGACCAGGAAGCUGCAGAGGUCUCUGGAUGAGCAGGUGGAGCAGACUGAGAAUCUGCAGGUACAAUUGGAACACUUACAGUCAAGACUGCGGCGGCAGCAGCAGAGUCCUGGUCUGUUUGGAAAGAUGCGAUCAGCUCGGUUCAGUCCUGAAAACCCAGACGGUCCGACCAGUGACAUGGACGAAGAGGAGGAGGAACUGCAGCUCCAGAUCCCAUGACACACACACACACACAUACAUAUAGUGAUACAGGAUAUACUUUUAAACAAACCAGCAGUCACAUAAAGAAGGUGAAUAGUCAAUAUGAAUAUUGUUCCUCUUGGGGGAAAACUUGUAUCUCCAGUGAUGGUAACGCUUUGCAACAGCAACAAGAUCAAACCCAGCAGGAGCGUGAAAGACAUUAACAGGAUGUCCGGACAGUGUAAUACUGAAUGAAAGGAUCUUUCUUCAACUUCCAUCAAACCACUCUAGCAGAGGCCGACUCGUAUCAUCCAUGUACUUACUCAUUCUUACCUCAUAUCAUCACAAGCAUUACAUCUCUUCCAUCUGUGUGCUACUGUAUUCAACAAAGCCUCAACCCCACAUCUACAUCACCAGUAUUACUUUCCUCAUAGCUGUCAGCUUUGAGGAAAAGGCCGUUUAUGUCCUUUUGAGCUUGAAAGUGUUUUUUGAUACAUCACAAGGGAAUAUCUGUCAUUUUAGGAAUUGACAUGUUAGUGAAAUGGUCUGCCACAUUUUAACCAGUAUUUGUGAAGGAGAGCAUUUUUCUUCCAAAUAUUGAAUAUUCAAAGUCUAUUUCUGAUGUAUUUAAAGUUCACAACCAAUGCAGGGAGCACACUACACAACUUUUAGCCUCAUUAUAGCUGCAAGUUGGUUAGAAUUACAACCACAGUAUGUGUGGAGCAAGAGCUUCCAGCCUUACCAAGUUUGCUGUUUGUCACUCCCCAAACAGUCUCCAGUCAAACAGAGAGAAAACCUGAAAAUGGGCCGUUAGCACGAGGGCUGUGUUCAGAUGCACACAAAACCUUUGGCAUGAAAGAACAAUACAAAAGAGGUGAACAGACGCAAAUAAGCUCUAUACAGAACUAGAGUACAAAGUUAUAUGCUUGCUCUGAAAAGGCUUUUCACACAUUCAAAAUCUGGCAACAAUAAUAGGCUAACAGAAUAUGGCACGGCGGCCCACCAGUACCAAAUAUAUAUAUAGCUUCUACUAGCCGAUAAACCAUAGGUUUUGUGGCAGUACACACUAAGAAGUAUGUUUCCAAGCCCGUAACGUGAUCUAAUGUUGCACUCUUGUCUGAAGAUGACAACAGAACGUUGUCUACAGAGCCGAGAGAGAGUAGUAUUGUUACUCUCCGUAUUGAUCUGCCUACCCCUACAGUGAUGGUGUGCAUUUUAAAAAUGAGGAAAGGGACUGUUAAAACAAAAAAUGUCAUUCCAUCAAAUACUGCAGUGUUUGAGGGAAAUCUAAACUAGAUGGAAAAAGAAGUAAAUGGCCUGUAACUGUGUGGCACUUGUAUUCUCAUGUAAAUGUAUUAAGUGUGAUCAUUUCAUGAUGUAAUGUGUUCCCAGCAUGACUGGAGCUGCUCCCUGACAAUAAACAAAUGUCACACUGAAUUUUAGACAAUGUGUACAUAAACAGGAGCUAAGUAAGAGAAUGUACAACAUCCUUGUAAAAUGAACAUGAUAGCGCUUUACAUCAGUGGGAUGUAAUGGGUGAGGGUAGAAGUAAAAUCUCUUCUUUAUUGUUUCUGUGAAGGGGGAUAUGUACCUGGGAAUGUCCACUAAAGGCCAGUUCACAUCAGCUUUUAACACUGCUACAUUUUGUGACAAAGUCUGUUCAUUUCAAUGGAAGUAAUUCUGAGUGAAUUUGAUAUGGUGAACUUUGAUUCAAAUUUGCACGGUUAACCAAUAGCAAAUCGCCUUGACAGUGCUGACCUUAAAGGAACAAACAGCCAGAGAAUCCAAAAUGGAGAUAGCUAUUGUAGCCAAUUAGCUGUGUCACCAUCCACUAUUAUUUAACCCGCCUCUGUCGGAGUAUAAACUGCUUCACUGAAGAGGAAUGGUUUGUUGACAGGAAUCAAUGGAAUAAACUGUUACCUUAUUGUCCCAUUAGCAGCCGAGCUAAGGAGCUUGCGAACUGGCAGUUAGAAAGCUUGAUUUUUCCCCCUUCAAUAACUCUUUAUUGAAUGAAAUGAUGCACAAUCUUGAGAACAAAAUUUACAGCAGGGAGUAAACAGCACAGUACAGAGAAAAUAUAAAGGAGAUCAGAGAGUUAAUGUGAUUGGCUAGCGUGUUCCCAGCUGGUUAGUGUGUUAGCGGUUAGCUCGCCAGAUACAGUUGUGCACCACCCAAUCUCGGAACCCAUCAGCUAUCGUCUGACAACGAUUUAGCCUCUGGGGGCAACAGCCAAUGUUUUGGGGGUUCCGGUGUAGCCAGCGGAUACCCAGAUAAUGGAUAUCCUUACCAAGACUUCCUCUUUCGUGCGGCGGUCAUUGUUUACAGUCAGAGUAGUAAUCUCAGAACCCAUCGGCUAUCGUCUGACGACGAUUUGAAUGCAGAUAAAGAAAAUAAAAAAGCUAAUAAAAAGCUAAUCUCUAGGGUUCCGAGAUUGAUAAAAAAGAUAAAUCAGUUGAUAGCCGAUGGGUUCUGAGAUUGCAUUUCAGCCAGUUCAUUCCACCCCUUUUGCUCUCCGCACAGACUGUUUACCUGCAUAUAACCAAAGCCCGCUCAAACGUGAUUGGUCAAUUGCCCACAGAACUCUGAAACUGCAUAUUCAAAAGCUGGAAAUCAGUGGUAUUGUUCUUUAAGAGGAAGAGAUUUAAAGCUGAAUUUCACUGCUUGAUGCUUUGAAGGUGUAUGGUUUAGCAGUGAGUCAUGUUAUCUUUGGAAUUAGUUUUCAGUCUGUAUAGUCAUUGUAGUGAUGGUCUGAUACUGUUGAAAUGGAAGCUUCCUUUUCAACAGUAUACAGAACUACACACAAGUGGAACCAAACCUUUCCAGACAGCAAAGGUAAAAAUAUAUUCAAAGUUCUGUUGUUCUAUUCUGAGUUUGGUGGUGCAGAUAUGAUUUUUAUGCAGUGUUUAUGCUGCAUUAUUUUAAAAUCCCACAAAUCCCAAGUAUUUAUGUCCAGUAAUUCCCUCAGGACUGUAUUCAGUCAGGGUGAAAACGCCUGAAACCCAGGCCAGUAAAAUUCCUGUAGGCUUAAUACUCACAGGCUCCUUUAAGACGGCCCAUGUAUUCAACAGUAGGGGGGGGGGUUUGGAUACACUCAGUGUUGGACUGAAGAGUUAAUUUAUUUGUAUAAAACCUUAGCUGGGCUAAAUCUCCUGUCUGUGAAACAGCUCCAGACUAGCCAUGGAUAGAUGCAGUUGAGAAAGCAAUAAAACAUUCAUUUAUCUUCACCAUCAUCCACAGUCACUCGGCCUCAACUAUGAUGCUGGAACGGGACCAAGAUAUUUUUAUUGAUCAGGAUUCUGAACUAUUUAUGUUAUUAUGGUUUACUUUUUAUAAAUGAUCUGUACCACAGUGGUUUUGUAUUAGCUCUAUAAAUGUCAACUGUACAUAUAAA